AUGAGAUCUUCCAAACCUUCUUUGGCGGUCGGUAUGUUAUAUUUCUUGAUGGGCGCAUUUUCUAUAUAUACCGGAUUCCUUUAUAAUGACGUGUUCGCGAAGAGCAUGAAUGUAUUCGGAUCAGGAUGGACCAACUGUUACGAUCUGAAUGAGAUUGAAAAGCUUAACUAUGGAGAAGAGAAAACUCUCAUGCUUAUCCCUGAAAACGCUUACGACACUGCCGCUGGACCAUAUCCCAUUGGAGUUGACCCAAUUUGGAAUUUAGCAGAGUCCAACAAGCUGAAUUUCCUGAACUCAAUGAAAAUGAAAAUUUCUGUCAUUGUUGGUAUUGCGCAAAUGACCUUUGGUGUACUGCUUAGCUAUCAGAAUUACAAGUAUUUCAAAUCCAAUUUGGACAUAAAGUUUAUGUUCAUACCACAAAUGAUAUUCUUGGCUAGCAUAUUUAUGUAUCUGUGUCUGGAGAUCGUUGUCAAAUGGAUUUACUUUACUGCGGGGCCGCAAGAAUCUAUCCUUGGCUAUAAGUAUCCUGGUUCGAAUUGUGCACCAUCGCUGCUAAUCGGCCUUAUCAACAUGUUUAUGUUCAAAUCACUACCCUCUGGUUUCGUAGACGAAGAAGGACAUCAGAAGUUCCAGUGUCAUCUCAACUACUGGUACCCUGGACAGGUACUACUCGUAUUCGCUUAUAUUUGGGGUAUACAAUGUUCGAAAAGCUCCAAAAUUUCCACAGUACAGCCUCGAAGGGCCUCUUAG
Cooperia oncophora is the source of this 750-nucleotide messenger RNA. NCBI's taxonomy places the organism in Eukaryota, Metazoa, Nematoda, Chromadorea, Rhabditida, Trichostrongylidae. The record is from the annotation of a GenBank genome assembly.